This is a messenger RNA of Auxenochlorella protothecoides, 1326 nucleotides long. RefSeq names its product Protein ViaA. NCBI's taxonomy places the organism in Eukaryota, Viridiplantae, Chlorophyta, Trebouxiophyceae, Chlorellales, Chlorellaceae. The transcript has 6 exons. The coding region runs from base 1 to 1326 and encodes 441 amino acids. The record is from RefSeq and is a predicted model, not a curated record.
AUGACUGGUCAGCCCCUGUCGAGGCACACCUCCAUCUCGGUGCAGAAUUCUCUACGACAGCGAUCCGGCCGUGGGAGGGACCCUGAUGACCUGGCAGUGCGACUGGGCAUUUCCCCCCGCUUUGUCGAGCUGAUCCUGGAGCUGCCCGGCACCAAGUCAGCAGAGGACAUUGCCACCCGUCUCGCUGCAUUUGGAGCCCUGCAACAGGCGCUCACAGCGGGGACGCUGCCCGAGCCUGGUGAGCUGCAAUGGCCCAGGGAGCCCCUGUGUUCCUCGUUUCUCGAGACCGCCUCCCGCCUCCAGCUGCCGCGCUUCACAUACCAGUACCCCGAGGUCCUCCUGACCCUGCUCAAGCACUUCCUGGCCAUGGUCCAUGAGUUUGAGGAGCAGCUCCCACCCACAGAGGACGAUCAGCCGCAGCAGUCCGAGGGGUCCGACCCGGACGCCAAGCCCGAGCCAGAGGACUGGUGGAACACCAAGCCCGAGUCCGGCGCCGCCGAGCUGGCAGACUCCCUGAUGGAUGCAUUUGAGAAGGAGUGGGAGCCGGCCAUGGAGAAUCUGGAGGCCGCACAGCAGGUUUUUUGGGCGUUUGAGGACCUGGAGCCCUUGAUGGACAGUGAGGAAGGCUUCACGCCCGAGGGCGCCGUCUGGCAGAAGUCUGGGUGGUGCGAGGUCGCCGAGCUCUCGCGGCGUCUGGCCAGGCUGCGGCCGCUGCAGCGCCUCAUUGCGGAGCUGGGAAGGGGGGGCGGCAUGGGUGCCAUGCGCCGAGCUCCGGCCCAGGCAUGUAUCUAUGCGCCCCGCUCCCCGCUGGGGGUGGUGGAGAGCGAGGCCUCGCCCUCCCAGACAAAGGGCCUGACCCGGUCCGGGGAGCUGUCACGCACCCUGCCCUCCGAGCUCCACCUGCUGGCCAGGGGCGGCGCACUGGGGCGCGGUGGGAAGGAUGGCAUGGCCGCGUCGACACCGGUGGACAGGGAUGACACAGGUAUGGCGGGACCAGGAGUGGACAGCGGCGCUGCCAAUUCGUCAGCAGGCACCCCCCCUCGCCCCGGGUCGACCGACCCCGCUCGCCUGCUCUUCAUGGCGCGCCGGCUGGAGCGCACGCUGCUGUCCUACGAGCGCUGCGGCUGGGCUGACGACCUGCCCACGCGGGUGCUGACGCGGCAGGAGCUGCGCCCCGCGGCGGAGCAAGGGCCCAUCCUGCUCUGCCUGGAUACCUCGGGGUCCAUGCAGGGCGAACCGGAAAGUGUGGCCAAGGCCCUGGCGCUGGAGGCCACGCGCGCCGCGCUGCGCCAGCGCCGCCGCUGCCUCCUUUACGCCUUCAGGUGA